UCAACGUAGAAGACAAUUUUAAUUUGAUCGAAGAAGAUAUUAAUCUAUUUAAGUUUGAUUUUUUUCUCAUCCUCUCUACCACCCCUUUCGAUCGACGAAUUCUACACAUUUUUUAGAUAUUGUUGUUCGAUUUACAUUUAAAAAAAAAAAAACGAAAGAAAACACACAUAUACACGCACGCAAACGAAAAGAGAAACAGUUGUUGAUCGAUUUAAAAAAAAAGAAAAAGAAAAGAAAUAAAGUUAUAAUUAUCUUUCAACUUUUCGUGAUAUCAAAUAAGGAGGAAACAAGGGUGACGACGAGUGUGGUACUAUAAUAUUAUAUAAAUAGUGUGAUACGAAAUAACGGAUGGAUCGUUAAACGAUUAGUGAUAUGAACGUGAUAUUAAGCGAAAGUGUUGUUUGAAAUAUGAACGAUCGUCAGUGAUCAUCUGCCAGUGUCACGGAAAGGCGUUCGCGCGUUUCUGUGUGGUUGUAUGUGCUAUUACGAAGGUGGGGUGGUGUGGAUAAUUGCAAUACGAGAGCGAUACACACGAUGAUGAUAAGUGUCGCGAAAUACCGAGCCGCGCGUCGUCCUUCCCUUUUCGUUUCGCUGCUUUUCGUCGUGUUCGCCGGCACCGUAACCGGUAAGAAAAAGAAGAAGAAAAAGAAGAAGAAACUAAAAAGUGUUCGUGGAUUGACAAAUGUGUCAGUCGAUAUACCAGUUGCAGUAGCAGCUGGGACAACGGUCAACAUGAGUUGCAGGUACGAUCUGGAAACGGACUCUCUUUAUGCAGUUAAAUGGUACAACAAAGCACACGAAUUUUUUCAAUACGUUCCGAAAGAGGAACCACCGAUACAAGUUUUUGGAGAUCUCGGUGCCAAAGUUGUGACUAAUCAGAGCAACGCCAAAUACGUAACCCUGAAGGAUGUUCAACCAAUUAAUUCAGGAAAAUAUCGUUGCGAGGUAUCUGAAGAUUUUCCAACAUUUAAUACCAUGUCGGAUUAUGUUUACAUGCAGGUAGCAAAUCUUCCUAAAGGUAAUCCGGAAGUGAUCACGGAAAAAACAAGAUACUCGGUAGGUGACACGGUCAGAGGCAAUUGUACCGUUCCAGCAGGAAAUCCUCAAGCUAAUAUCACAUGGACGGUCAAUGGAAAUCAGGUAAACUCAUCUUUCGUAAUAAACAUCACGGACAAGUUCAUUGAUGAUCAUCACAUGGCUAUUGCUGGCUUGGACUUUGAGAUUGCUUCGAAUAUAUUUAUCAACGGCAAACUGCACGUCGUAUGUAACGCAAACGUCUUUCAUCUCUAUCAGAAGAAAGCCGAAACCAUCUUAAUGGAAGAACGACCGAUAUUGGCUUCCGUAUUGGGAACACGUGAAUCUUCUUACACCGGUAAUGCAGCAAGAAGCGUCGAGGAGUGGUUUUGCGCAAGUGUACUGGCCACCUUGUUGCUGUGCAACCUGAGAUAACAUCUGUGAACAUCGACUGGGAUUUAUGCAUACUACUGUGUCGAAGAGGAAGAAAAUAAAAUUGUUUGUAAAAUUUCGAGAAUAUUAACAUGAGGGAAAACGGAUAAAAAAAAAUAAAAAAUAAAAUAAAAUAAAAGAAAAAAAUAAAUAAAAAGAAAACGAAUCAGAGAACAGAACAGGGGGUGAUGGAAGGGAGAAAUAAAAAAAGAGAGAGAGAGAGAGAGAGAAAAGUUUUUCGUUAAAAUAAGUAUCGAACGUAUGUUAUUCGUGUAAAUAGGAUAAAAAAAAUUUAGUAAAAUAUCUACGUGUAUGCGACAUGCGUCAUUUCAUCUUCCUGAUGAGAAGACUUUGUAAUCCUAAUAAAUAUGUCGUAUUAUAAUAUAUUAGGAUCGACGAUAACGUCGCGCUAAAAAAAAAAAAAAAAAUAUCGAACAAUUAUUUCGAACACAUUAUAUAAUGUUUUUUAUCCUCCGACAAUGAUUUUGAUACCUCCUCUGUACCGUUGUACCCAAUACAAUGUGACUUAUCACGUUUGUAGGGCAAAAACUGUUAUCGUUCAUAAACGAGGUUUUAUUUCAAUGGAAAAUGAAUAAAUGAUUCACCUUCGUUAAAUCGACGUUUUAUCUUUCCUGUGCAAUACCCAAAUUUUCCAUACAUGUAUGUAU
Polistes dominula (European paper wasp) is the source of this 2114-nucleotide messenger RNA. RefSeq lists its product as uncharacterized. Lineage: Eukaryota; Metazoa; Arthropoda; Insecta; Hymenoptera; Vespidae. The record is from RefSeq and is a predicted model, not a curated record.